Amaranthus tricolor (Joseph's coat) is the source of this 2029-nucleotide messenger RNA. RefSeq lists its product as uncharacterized. The coding region runs from base 1011 to 1664 and encodes 217 amino acids. The record is from RefSeq and is a predicted model, not a curated record. NCBI's taxonomy places the organism in Eukaryota, Viridiplantae, Streptophyta, Magnoliopsida, Caryophyllales, Amaranthaceae. The transcript has 2 exons.
UUUAUCAUAUUUCUUAUAGAAAAAUCAAAUAAGUGCAGCAAGUACAGAUAAGCAUUAAUUUGAAUGCAUUUGCAGCAACGUGGGAACGAAGGGAGUUUGGAAUUUGGAAAUAAGAAAAAUAGAAAAAAAAAAAAAAAUGAGUUGUUUAGCCUAUAAAUGAAAUAGAAUGCAGGAAAUGCAAGCAUCAAGAAGCUAAGACACAAACAACUUUCUAAAGAUUGGAAAACAAGUUUAAAAGAGAGUAAGAGAGAAAAUAUAAAGUACUUAAGUUACGGGCCGGUGAUAAUAUGUCUUUGCCAGAAAUCACAGCCUUCAAUAUAUUUAACACCUCCUACCAUCUUCGUGUUAGAGAGGGUGCAAAUGGUGAAUUGUGGGGCGAGGUCGAUACAGAAGAAGGAGUUUUUAGUGACUCCGCCAAGUUUGAGGUUGUCAGGGCUCUAACUGGAGUUCAUUUGAGAAGCUUGUUUAACAACAAGUACCUUAUCAAGGAUGCGUCAAGCAACUAUAUAAGCGCAAAGAGUGACGAAGCAGUGGAGGACACAACAGCCCAGAACUGCACAUUUGUUUACAGCGGAGAAUAGGGGUAACGGCUCAGUGGUAUUGAAGCACGUCCAGACAGGGAAGUACUUGGAUGACUCGCUAAGACAAAAUGAUCAACGUCCCUUUCGCCCAAUUCUGAGUGAUGGUUCUCCAUCAAUUUUAGAUUUUUAGUUGCAGUUGACUUAAAACAUGAGGUAAUCAAAUUACCCAAAAGAGUGGUGAUAAAGUGCUUUACCGGGGAAUAUCUACUACCAAGUUCGACAGAACUCUUUAAAUUUCAGAAAUUUGAGGGAGCUGAUCAAAACAACACGAUCACCUGGUACAUCACCAGUUACGAUCCCGUGGGCAAGCUGCGCCUCCUUCCCUUCUAUUACUGGUCGCAAGGCGAUUAUAAUCAAUUUUGCGGAGCCACCAACAAUAAAGACGGUCUGCGAACUACCUCUCCUCUAUUUCCUCUGCUGCUGGAAUACAUGCUUUUCAAGGUUUUUCACACAAGUGGGAACUCAAUUUGUCUCAUCAACUAUCAAGGAACUUUUCUUCGAAAUAACCCGGAAAGAUAUUACAUGGCGGAGGAGCCGGUUAUUAGAAGGAACAUCGAUGUUAGGUACCGCUUAGAGGAUGCUAUUAUGUAUGACUUGGAGCCACUCUCUUUUGCGACUAAUAUAACUAAGAACAACACUAGUGAGCCCGUAUUGUCUACUUUAACAGUAGAAUAUACUAAAAGCAAGACAUUCACUUUUUCUGUGAGUUCCUCUAUAAGCAGCAGCGUGAGUAGCACCAUUAGCGGGGGAAUACCACUAGUUGCCGAGGCAGAGGUUACGGUUGAAGUGGGGGUUAGCAUUGAGACCAGUUUUGGAGUAGAACACAAUGAAGCCGAGACGGUUAGUGACUCUGUCCAAGUUACGGUGCCCCCCAACAAAAGGAGAGGUGCAAGGAAGGUGGCAAUGAGGGGAAAAUGUGAUGUUCCAUUUUCUUACCAACAAGUUGAUGUGUUGGCCAAUGGUGAGCGUGUUGUAUAUAAUCUAAGUGAUGGUGUUUUUAAGGGCAUGAACGGCUAUGCGUUCCAUACCAUUGUCUUUGAUCCUGACAACCUCGCCGUUAUCCUUGAACGUAUUCCCGGCUAACAUUAGUAUAGUACUACUUGGAGGGGUACAGUUGUGAUAUGUCCGCUGUCUUCCUUCUCUCGAACCUUUAUUUAUGCGGAAUACUGGAUUGAUCACUUACUAGUAUAGUACUGCCUUCCUCCGGUCAUUAUUGCUAUAUUAAGCACAAAAAUAAGAAUUUACCUAGAGGUAAAUUCACUUUAGAAAGCAAGACAUUUUAUGGAUUGUGAAGAAAAUUGAAAUAUGUAUUGUUUUUUAUUUUUCAAGUACUGCUCUGAAGGCUCCUAAUAAUUAAGUUGAUGGUUUUGAAUUUUGAUAAAUGUCAAUGUUUCUUUUGAAGUUGUUUGACCAUUUUAGAUGGUCUUAAAUUAGUUAUGAACUUUCCC